AAGGAGCUAGCUAGGGUGGCAGUGAAAGCUCACUCCCCGAACUUUUUCUCUCUGGGACCUGGUGGGAGUUUCCAGUCCUAGCUCCCAACCUGGGAGGAGAGAUCUCAGAGAUAGCUAGCACGCAUAGGAAGAAAAUAUCUCCCCUGACGCUCCAGAAUCUCAAGCUGGCAGCAUGGCCCAGGCAUGGAGAGAAUGUCAUCGGGAAGACAGUAGUGACUUCUAGAGAGGGACAAACUGCCUUGUAAGAGCUGGCACUGUUUGAACUGCCCAGGGGGUGACUAUUCCAUGUCGGAGCAGCAUCCCAAAGCCAUUUCUGUGCAGUCUGAUCCGACUGUGCCCUGGAGAGGAGAGAAGCGGAAGAGGAAGGUUUGCACAGAACUUAAGCGAAGAAAAAGGUGACCGCGAUGCUGCACCAGACGAAACACUGGAGGUCCAUGUGUAAGGGACUUGUCCUGGGAACCCUCCUGACCAGCUUCAUGCUGCUGCUAUACUCCUAUGCCAUUCCACCUCUGCAAGUCAGCAUAACAGAGAUUCCUAUCCCCUAUUCCUGCUCUUCUUACCCUACCCAGGCCCGGAUGCCAGUCACAGCAAAUGGCACCCACAGUUCCCCAGGCCAGGCAUGCCUGCCAAAGUUUGAUGUCAUGUUCAUGAAGACGCACAAGACAGCCAGCAGCACCAUCCUCAACAUCCUCUUCCGCUUUGGUGAGAAGCACCGCCUCAAAUUUGCAUUCCCCAAUGGCCGCAAUGACUUCUACUACCCAUCCUACUUUGAGCGGAGCCAGGUGCAAGACUACCACCCUGGCAUGUGCUUCAACAUCAUCUGCAACCAUAUGCGGUUCCACUACCAGGAGGUACGCAAGCUCUUGCCUGCUGACACCAUCUUCCUGACAGUGCUACGGGACCCUGCCUACCUCUUUGAGUCUUCCUUCCACUACUUUGGCCAUGUCAUCCCCCUCACUUGGAAGCUGUUGGGUGAGGACAAGCUAGCAGAAUUCCUCCGCGACCCCUGGCAUUACUAUGACCCCAAUGGGUUCAAUGCUCACUACCUCCUGAAUCUGCUCUUCUUUGAUCUAGGCUAUGACAACAACAUGAAUGCCAACAGCCCUCUGGUGGACCAGUACAUCCAAGAGAUAGACCAGCGCUUCCAUCUGGUCAUGCUGCUGGAGUACUUUGAUGAGUCUCUGGUGCUGCUGAAGGACCUUCUGUGCUGGGAGCUGGAGGACAUCCUCUACUUCAAGCUCAAUGCCCGCAAGGACUCCACUGUCUCCAAGCUGACAAAUGAGCUCUAUGAGAAGGCCACCUCCUGGAACCUCAUUGAUGCAAAGCUUUAUCACUAUUUCAACACCACUUUUUGGCACAAAGUAGAUGCCUAUGGGCGGGAACGGAUGGCAAAGGAUGUGGCUGAGCUGCAGCAAAAGAAUGAGAAGAUGAAGAGCAUCUGCAUUGAUGGGGGCCACCCAGUGGAUGCCAAUGCUAUCCAGGAGUCAUCCAUGCAACCAUGGCAACCACUGGGGGAGAAAUCAAUCCUGGGCUACAACUUGAAGAAGAAGAUCAACAAAAAGCAUCGAAAGCUGUGCCGCAAGAUGCUAACCCCGGAGAUCCAGUACUUGACUGACCUGGGUGUCAACCUUUGGCUUACCAAACUCUGGAGUCAUGUGCGGGAGUUCCUCAAGUGGUAACAAAGUGAAAGGCAGCCAUCCCCUUCCCCUGCCUCUACUGCUCCAUCCCCAUUAAGGGAAGAACCAGGUGCUUUUGUUUUUGUUUCUUCUUUACAUCCAUUGGUUGGAUAUGGGACACAAUGCAUCACCGUGAGCAGGACUGGCUUGAGACUCCAACAGGGAUCAGCAAGCUAGAGACUGACCCCCAUCCUGAAGUUCUGGCUACCCUGGGAAGUAUGGUUAGAGACCCAUGUGGGUGGGAGUAAUAAAAGCAGCUGCCACCCUUCUACCUAGUACCCUACCACCAACUCUCUUGAUCCUGCCUUGGUCAACCAAUUCCACUGUCUCUUUCCAAGAGCAAGUUCAGGGCACAGGGAAGGCAGAGAGAGAAGAUCUGGGCUGCAGUGUUGAGUCUAACUGUCUAAGUUUGCAUUAGCUAAGUGCAGGCCCUAAAAAAGAAAGAACAGGACACAGAACAUUGUAACAAGUUACAUGUUACUCAUCAUUUGUGGUUUUCUGUUCAAGGGAGCUUUUUCUUAUUUCUAUUUGAAAGAGUUGGAGGCAGUAUUUGUGACAGUUGGAUCCCUGUCUGUACCCUAAACAUGUAUUAAUAGUAAUAGAUUGGCCACAGAGCACACAGGAGACAAGCUGUCAGUCAUACAAGGCUUACAAAUAUGUGUGCCUGACAGCUAUGGCUGUGUGUUUCAGCCUAGUGAUGUAUGUAUGAUUCUCCAGGUAUGUGUUUUAUGCAUGCAAGCUUUACUCUGGCUACUAGAAUUGUUCGUGCAAUACAUUGCAAUGUGUAAAGGAAUUUCGUUGUGUGAAUGAGAGACUGAUACAGUACAUGGUAUAGUCAGGGUGAGUGUGUGGAAAAUAUAUUACAGGAAGCACUGGUGUCAGUAUAUUUGGCCAAUAUGUUUACCAGUGUUUGAGGCUGUAAGUAUGAGAUUUGCAUUACAGUCCAUUAAGAAGUGUGUGUGUGAAGACCAGUUUGGGUGUAUUUGAUGGGUAAAAGUAGUAUAUUACAGUGCUUAUUGACAUCUUGAUAUGUGUCACUGUGUGUGCUUGUUGUCAGGUAUGUAUAUACGUCUAUGUGUAUUGGAAAGGAAUCGACAUAUGACUAGCAUUAUGUAUUGCUCUAUAUGUUACAUUAUAGUGAGUAUCAAUACCUCUAGGUUUGUAAUUGUGGGUGAUCUAAGACUGAUCUGUGACAGUGACUGGUGCUAUGCAUGUGACUGAUCUGUUAUUGAGUGUGUUCAUGCCUGUAUAUGUGAAUCUGACCUGCCCGUUUAUCUGUAUGUCUGUUUAGAACUGCACAAGUCACACGCUGGUUCAUGUAAGAGAUGACACUCGAUAUUUUCAGUCCAUUCUAAAGACUGAAAUUUGCACUGAUUCACUCUAGCCUAUAGACUGUCAGUUCCAUGUGGCCUGUAUAUAGUCUAUGCAUGGUGGUCAAGAUAAUUCCAUAUGCUGACUAUUAUCUGCAUCACAAAUCAACUGACCACGAUAACUAAGACUUUCAAACUGCACUGAUUCAGACCAUUUCUUUGUGAAUGAAAUAGCGCCAACGUGGACUGCCUUUAGAUACAUUAAGAUGGUUAGUGGGUCAUAUUUAAUCAAACUGGUUCUCCCAUAGCACUGAUUUUGAGCAGUCUGUCUAUGAUAUAUGCCACAUUGAGUGGUCUUUAUUACUAGCUCAGGCUACUACUAGUCCAUACGCCUCGUGUUUUUAUGGAGUUCACUGUGCUCAUGCAGUCUGUACUUGGCCAUAAGUCACUAUGACAUAUUAUUGACUAGUAGCUAGCAAAAUAACUUUCAUUUGAGUUUUGAGAAUGUUUAUAAAAAUAAAAGCACAAACCUUGUGUAGGUUUUUUUGUGAUCCUAGAGUUCAUAAACAGACUGGCAGAUUUAAACCAAAACAGCAGAUAUAGCAGAAGUCCAGUGGGCCACCUUUGUCAGCCAAGUCUCAGCCUUCAGCAGCUCUUGCCUCUGAAGGUUUCACUGCAGAGAUGUGGGAGGAAAAAGCUGCUCAUCAGGGGUAUAUUCAUACCACUUGUGCAACACUCCCAGGAAACCCCCCUGCCUACUGCCUCCUGCUCCCAUGUGCUGUUCCUUGAAAGAGGUAGUGAAGCCAUGCUGAGAGCAUCCCACACUGAUGCUCUCAGGCAUCCUAGAGAAGGAGUUCUUGAGAGCAUGGUAAUGGGUAUACUCAGCCAGCUUCACAUCCUUAUUGAUGGAAUAGACACACACAGAAUGGGAAGGGGGUGCUUUGGUGGCACUCUUGGGGAUAUUGUCAAAGCAGUGUAGACAUACUGUGACAGAACCUUAGUUGAAAGCUCCUAUGUCUUAAUUUGUAGGUUAGUACUUUUCUAAUCUAAUCCUUAGCUCCAGUCAAGAUGUGUGUAUAGUAUUCACUGGGCCUGUGUGGUCUCAUGGCUCUGAGCUGCCCGUCUUCCCAUUAGAUCAUGGCAGUUCAGGCCUUGCUGCCUAAUUCUCUCCCCACCUGCCACCCUCAAAUCCAAUGGUCUCACCAGUUAGAAGGCCCCGUGGUGCCACUCCCCAAAGAGGAGAUGCUAGACAUAAACUUCGGGAUCUGGUGAGAAUUGGUGUGGACACAGGGAGGACCUUGUAAAGAGGAUGGGGGAGGGAGGGUUUUUCCCUUGCCUUCUUUUCUUGCUUUCAUACUUCUUUGAGGGGGAAAGAGCCCAGGAGGGGCAAAAGGGAACAGGAAACAAGCUUUCAGUGGCUGCCAAUCUAAUGAUCAUUAUAAGUGCUAGUUGCUAGCACCACAUCCUCUGUACCUCUGUAGCACAACAGGAUGGUGCCAAAGAGCAGUGGCAUCCAACAAGUAAAAAAUAAUAUUACGAUAAUGCAAGUGCAUAUUAGCCUGACAAGGGACAGGGUUGAGUAUGGCAGCACCAGGAACUAUCACAAAAGUCUUAGGAGGGAGCCAGGAAAAGGAGAAAGAAAGAGCAGGCACUAAACAGCAGGGAGGGCUUCCAGGACAGUGCAGGUAGAGCCAGAGAGCUGUGAAUCUCUGGGCUAUACAAGGCAUGUGGCCUAGCUGGGGGGGGAAUGACAUCCCAGCCAUACCUGGAAGUGCAGCCAAGCUCAAGAGAAGCAAAAAAGGGAAAGCCAUUGCCUCUGGGGUGAAGAGGGAAUGUUCCUUGCAGCCUCAGGGAACACUAUACCUGCUGGUUGGUUUGGCUGGGACAGUUAAGGGAAGGAUUUUGGAGCCACCAACUGGUGUUGAUUUCCUAUGAAUACAGAAGAGAGGAAUGUGCACUAGUCCACAGUUCACUUGUCUCUAGACACACUGGAGUUUGUGAAGGAAGCAGCUGAGGACUCCCUCAGGCACAGCCAGUGAGGUAGGGGAGAGACAGGAAUAAUAUUAGGGCUUUUCAGCGAAGGGAGAACACACCUGUUUCACCUGAGAGAGGUCAUUGCCUUUGCAGUCCAGGCUUGUUGGCCUAUUCCUCACCUUCAAGAGGAGCUGGGGUGGUAACACAGCCUGACUUUCUUGCUUUUUCAGCACUGAUCAUCCAAGGGCCCAGGUGGAAGGUUCUGAAGUGACAGGAGGAUGAGUUAGAACGAGUCAAGAGCGAAAGGCCUGUCUCUCCCCAGCUUCAUGCUGAGCUGCCAGCAGCUGGGUCCCCCUCAGAAGCUACAGCUCUUGGGUGCUUUAGUGCUCACAUUGCAGGUAUUAAUGUGGUGGUUUAUGGCAUAUGUGUAAGGAGCUGGCUACAGAUGACUGGACGCUGGGGUAGGGUGGUAAGUAGGUAACUGCCUGCAACUCAUGUCCUAGGUUCAUACUUGCACCAGAGUGAGAGGCUUCCAUAUAGACAGACCCUUCCAAACACAGGGCUAGCAGGGGAGGUGAGGGUGAGAGGAGGCAGUUUGAUCUAACAAUGAGUCUUGAAUCCCGCUUUGAGCUGACUUCAUGAAGCAGCGGUUGGAUUUCAACAUCUCUGUCCUGUCCCUCCCAUCAUUAGCUGUCAGCAGUACUUCCAGGGUUGUGCAAAGCCUGGAUAACCAAGGGCCUGAGGAUUAUACCUAAUCAAUGGACAAUGGAGCCAACUGCAACUCCUCCUCAGGGAUGGCCUAUGCUUAUAGGAAUUCCCUGGAUGCACUCCAUUAUCUUUAAACUGCUUGGAUGAGGCAUGCAUGCUGGGAUCCAUGCUUUGCAUGGGUAGCCUGUCCUUUUGAAAGAGGAUGGGGGCCCUAGCCUUGCUGUUGAGUGUGAUGAGCAGUAUCUAGCAGCCUUUCAUUUAAAGGGCAGCGCUUACCUCUUCUCCUUGCCACAGCCAAGCGUGUCCCAUUAAUAUUCCUUGGUGCAUGCGUUUAACAUUCUACUCUGUUUGUAAAGAUGAGAAAUAAAAUAAUUAUAAUUUUGUAAGAUAACUAUACUGUAUAUUUGACAGUUUUUAAUAUAAGAACCAUUUAGCUGUU
Alligator mississippiensis (American alligator) is the source of this 6107-nucleotide messenger RNA. RefSeq names its product galactose-3-O-sulfotransferase 1 (gene GAL3ST1). Gene Ontology annotation, molecular function: galactosylceramide sulfotransferase activity. Lineage: Eukaryota; Metazoa; Chordata; Crocodylia; Alligatoridae. Gene Ontology annotation, cellular component: membrane. Gene Ontology annotation, biological process: galactosylceramide biosynthetic process; myelination. The coding region runs from base 405 to 1679 and encodes 424 amino acids. The transcript has 3 exons. The record is from RefSeq and is a predicted model, not a curated record.